AUACAGGUUAGGGGGAGACAUUACUCAGACACAGGUUAGGGGUAAGUAGUGGGGUUCAGAGGAGAGAGACAUGUCUGCUGGUCAGAGACACUGUUCCCAGGGAACAGGAGGAAAAGUGCUGCCAAUACAGCAGUGGAUGUGACUCUUCAUUCUGGCUCCAAAAUAGCUGCUUGGGGGAAAGGGAAGAAAGACAGUCACAUAAAAGAGACAUCAGUGCUGCCAUUACCAAGGCAGGGCAGCCAGAGACAGCAGCCUCAGAAGGAAGAGACCUCCGGCAGGAGGAGAGAGAGGAGGUGGGGCGCGUGUUUCAUUUGACUGUAUAAAUGGACUCUGCUUAUUACUGGAAUCUCACCUGGUGCAUCUCAUCUAAUGACCAAGUCCUCAUCCCUUGAGCUGUGCUGGAAGCUGUUUGUGGAUCUAUUGGACACCAGCUCCUGGAUGGAAACUGCUUGGAGCUGUUAAAGAUGGGCCUUAUAUUUCUGCUGACAUAAGCGAGUCAAGUUCUUGUUCUUUGUCCCACCUGGAUCUGUCGUACAUAUACAAAUAUAUUUAUUUAUUUAUUUUCCCCUGUGGUGCCUUUUCUUCUGGUGAACGUUUUCUAACUUGUGCUUGGCAAGAUGAUGUGCGAAGUGAUGCCCACCAUUAAUGAGGACAACCGCCGGGGCUCCACUUAUAGCUCCGAUGAUGCUAACUUUGAGCAGCUGAUGGUGAACAUGCUCAAUGAGCGGGAACGGCUACUGGAUACCCUUCGGGAGACUCAGGAGAGCCUUGGCACAUCUCAGUUGCGCCUGCGAGAAUUAGGCCAUGAGAAGGAGUCUCUGCAGAGGCAGCUGAACAUUGCACUACCACAGGAGUUUGCAGCCCUCACAAAGGAGCUCAACCUGUGCCGGGAGCAGUUGUUAGAAAGAGAGGAAGAGAUUUGCGAGCUCAAGGCUGAGAGGAACAACACUAGGCUGCUGUUGGAACAUUUGGAGUGUUUAGUGUCACGGCAUGAGCGAUCUCUAAGAAUGACGGUGGUGAAGAGGCAAGCCCAGUCGCCUGCCGGGGUCUCCAGUGAGGUAGAAGUCUUAAAAGCUCUCAAGUCCCUCUUUGAGCAUCACAAGGCCCUUGAUGAAAAGGUUCGGGAGCGACUUCGUGUGGCCCUUGAGAGGGUGGCCGUACUGGAAGAAGAACUGGAAAUAUCUAGCCAGGAGUCUAUUUCACUUCGGGAGCAGCUUGCAAGGAGAAGAUCAGGAAUUGAUGAUGGUGGUAAAGAUGGAGACUCACAGAGCUCGACCAUAUUAAAUGGCUCCUCUCAUCUGGAACUACGAGGUGGAAAGGAAUUAGAGCUGGAGGAGAUGCUGGAGAAACAGAGGCUUGAGCUGUGCCAGUUAAAGGAGAGGUUAACCAUGAUGUGCCGUCAAAUGGCAGAGCUUGAAGAAGAGCUAAACACAGCCCAGAAAGAUGUCAUAAAAUCAGAAGAGGUCAAUUCCAAGCUUCAAAGGGACCUCAAGGAGGCUCUGGCACAAAGAGAAGAUAUGGAGGAAAGGAUAACCACUCUGGAGAAACGUUACCUUAGUGCACAGAGAGAAGCCACUUCGCUCCAUGACGUCAAUGACAAGCUGGAGAAUGAUCUGUUAAGCAAAGAAUCCCUGUACAGACAGAGUGAAGAGAAGAACCGGCAGUUGCAGGAGUGGCUGGAAGACGCCAAGCAGAAAUUGCAGCAGACCCUGCAGAAGGCGGAGACUCUGCCUGAGAUCGAGGCCCAGUUGGCCCAACGAGUGGCCGCUCUCAGCAAGGCUGAAGAGCGUCAUGGGAAUUUUGAGGAGAGACUCCGUCAACUUGAAGCUCAGCUGGAAGAGAAGAACCAGGAGUUACAACGGGCACGUCAGAGGGAGAAGAUGAACGACGAGCACAACAAACGUCUCUCCGAGACUGUAGAUAAACUUCUGUCUGAGUCAAAUGAAAGGCUGCAGCUGCAUCUUAAGGAGCGGAUGGGAGCCCUGGAAGAGAAGAACACUCUCUCAGAAGAAAUAGCUAACAUGAAAAAGCUACAGGAUGAGCUUCUUCUCAAUAAGGAGCAGCUGGUGACUGAGAUUGAGAGGAUGCAACUAGAAAUUGACCAGCUGCGAGGACGACCUUCUUCCGCAUACUCCAGGUCUCUCCCAGGAAGUGCCCUGGAGUUGAGAUACUCACAGACUCCAACACUUCCCAUGGGCAGCCAUGUGGAUCACUACAGUGGCACAUCAGUCAUCAGGCGGCCUAAAAAAGGGCGUUGGGCAGCAAUGAAGGAUGAUCCAUCAAAGACACGAACGCUGGAUGAGCAGGAUUGGGAGCUUGCCCAGCAGGCCAGUGUGUUGGCUAACGUGGCUCAGGCCUUUGAAGGUGACUUGGAUGGGUCGGAUGAAGACGACAGAGACACCAUCUUUAGCUCAGCGGACCUGCUGUCUCCCAGUGGUCAGACAGAUGUACAGACGCUCGCCAUUAUGCUACAAGAGCAGCUUGAAGCCAUCAACAAAGAAAUAAAGUUAAUCCAAGAGGAAAAGGAGACCACAGAGUUGCGAGCUGAGGAAAUAGAGAGUCGAGUGACCGGCGGCACUCUGGACGGAUCACUGGGACGCUACCGAUCUGCCACUUCCAUCCCCACAUCUGUCACCACAUCGACUCUAGCCAGUCCUUCCCCACCCAGCAGCGGCCAUUCCACCCCACGCAUCACCCCGCAGAGCCCUGCCAGAGAAGGAGACAAAUUUAAUCACGUUCCAAAAGAGGACAGUCGGGAUGAAAAGGCUUUGAUGCAGUGUGAGACCAAUGCCCCACUUACUCCACGGGCGGUGAGGUUGGAAAGGAUGACACAAGCUCUAGCUCUCCAAGCCAGCUCACUGGAGGAUGGAAGAGACCAACGGGCCAGCUUGGCAGCAGAUGGUCUGGGUGGGACAAACAGUACCAGCCAAGACUCCCUACACAAGGCUGCUAAAAAGAAGAGUAUCAAGUCCUCCAUUGGACGUCUGUUUGGCAAAAAGGAAAAAGGGCGCAUGGGACAGAUGGGCCGUGACUCCUCUUCCGUUGCUGGAACCCCCUCAGAUGAGACCUCUCCAGCUGACCCUAUGGGCCUGUCCAAGUUGGGUGGGCCUGUGGAUAAAGACCGCAGGAACAAGAGGAAGCAUGAGCUGCUGGAAGAAGCCUGCCGACAAGGACUCCCUUUUGCCGCAUGGGAUGGCCCCACUGUGGUUUCAUGGCUGGAGCUGUGGGUAGGAAUGCCAGCCUGGUAUGUAGCAGCUUGCCGCGCUAAUGUGAAAAGUGGAGCUAUUAUGGCCAACCUUUCUGACACAGAAAUCCAGCGGGAAAUCGGCAUCAGCAACCCACUCCAUCGACUUAAACUGCGCCUUGCUAUCCAAGAGAUGGUAUCGCUCACUAGUCCUUCUGCACCCGCCACAUCACGAACGUCGACAGGUAAUGUGUGGAUGACCCAUGAAGAGAUGGAGACCCUGACAGCAACCACUAAACCAGAGACUAAGGAAAUCAGCUGGGAACAGAUUCUAGCGUAUGGUGACAUGAACCAUGAAUGGGUGGGCAACGACUGGCUGCCAAGUCUGGGUUUGCCCCAAUACCGCAGCUACUUCAUGGAAUCACUGGUCGACGCCAGAAUGUUAGAUCACUUGAACAAGAAGGAGCUACGAGGACAACUCAAGAUGGUGGAUAGUUUUCACAGAGUUAGCCUCCACUAUGGUAUAAUGUGCCUAAAGAGACUGAAUUAUGACAGGAAGGAGCUGGAGAGGAAGAGAGAUGAAAGUCAGAACCAACUGAAAGAUGUCAUGGUUUGGUCCAAUGAGCGAGUAAUGUGCUGGGUGCAAGCCAUUGGACUGAAGGAAUAUGCCAAUAAUCUGCUGGAAAGCGGCUUACAUGGAGCUCUCAUAGCAUUGGACGAUACAUUUGACUUUAAUGACCUGGCAUUGUUACUACAGAUCCCAACACAAAACACACAGGCUCGCCAAUUGCUGGAAAAGGAGUUCAGCAGUUUAAUUUCUAUGGGGACAGAACGGAGGUUGGACGAGGACUGUGCCAAGACUUUCAGUCGCUCUCCUUCCUGGAGGAAGAUGUUCCGUGAGAAGGACCUGCGAGGAGUCAGUCCUGAUUCAGCGGAAAUGCUGCCGCCUAACUUCCGUGCUGUCUCGUCCAUUACCUCACCUGCCGUACAGCUUCGCAAGAUGCAGUCUGAAGGGAGUACUUCCACCAGCCCACGUGCAGACAAUGUCUCAGUCAGAACCUAUUCCUGUUAAUGCCGUGCUGACACGUAUCGUCAAUAAGGUCACUGAGGGCACUUUUUGUCAUAUGAUCACUACGUCAGAGGAGCUCGACCAAUAAGAUUUUAGUUUUUUUCCCUCAACAAUGACACUACUUGCUCAAGUGGAUGCUGCAGGUUGUUAUGUUGCAGGGAUGAUGGAGGAAUGUGACAGUUGGAUAUAAACAUGUACAUUUCUGCAAAUAGAUAGACCCUCCAGCUUAAGGCUGUCUCUACAUGGACCCUGGAUGCUACUUGUACUAGACAAGGAACAGGCUGAGCAUUAAAGGAACAUCCAUCUACUCUUUAUUGCUUACCUUCUCCAGGAUCGUCCCAACAAGCAGCGAGAUAAGAAACAGACUGAGCAUGAAAGGAACAUACAUCUACUCUUUAUUGCUUACCUUCUCUAGGAUUGUCCAACAAGAGGCGAGAUAUGGAACAGGCUGAGCACGAAAGGGACAUCCAUCUACUCUUUAUUGCUUACCUUCUCUAGUAUGGUCCAACAAGAGGUGAGAUAUGGAACAGGCUGAGCAUGAAAGGGACAUCCAUCUACUCUUUAUUGCUUACGUUCUCUAGGAUUGUCCAACAAGAGGUGAGAUAUGGAACAGGCUGAGCAUGAAAGGGACAUCCAUCUACUCUUUAUUGCUUACCUUCUCUAGGAUUGUCCAACAAGAGGCGAGAUAAGGAACAGGCUGAGCAUGAAAGAGACAUCCAUCUAUUCUUUAUUGUUUACCUUCUCCAGGAUUGUCCCCACAAAAGGCAACACUUUGUAGACCCUUUCAGCACGGGAGGGUUUAAAGGUCAAAACCACAAAUUGAAUGUGCAGGAUGAUGGAAGUAUGAGCAACGUUCAAUAUAACAUUUUAUGUUUUAUCUUUUUGGGUUCCUUUUGAGCUAUGCAGAUGGCAGCCACUCUAGGGACUCAAAAGAUUUUCGACUGGAGAUUCCAUACAAAGCCAUGUUUCAGCCGGUCCAGGGGAUGGAGUAAAUUUAAGACAAUGGAGAGAUGUAGCGUUCAGUGUCAUCUGGAGGGGAUAAACCUGGUUGAGUUGGGACCCUGUCUAGUUUCACUUGGUAAAAUAAUCUGUUCAUCGGACGAUUGGGCUGUCCAAAUGAGGGAUGCACAACCUAUUGUUUAGUCAUGUCCCUUGUGAACUAAUACUAUGCUUUGAUAGCUUCUUAUAGCCACAACGCCAUAAUGAGGUGGCAGGGGUAUAAUGUUACCACCAAAUACUGUUAUUUAUUAUUAUUUAUUCUUUAUAUUCAGUUCACCGGCAGUCGAAGCAGCAAGGCAAAAGCAAUGCACACCCAGCCAUCUACUGAAGACAUUGCGGUUAAUGAGGUACUUGUGAUGUAAGAACUCAACAGAAUCAAGCAGGGUUAUAGCGUCCCCGCAAUCGGGUUUUUGGUCAGACGUUUUACAGUUUCUUGUUUACAGAUGAAAAAAAAAAGGGGGUCAGUUACAUAGAGUGUUACGUCUUGUAUGAUAGCUUGUGAGUCUGUAAGUGCUCAGUGUCUCUGCAGUGGUCAGAAUUAUUCUCACCACUCAUUAUUAAAGCUGACACUCAUUCUCUGUGCCAUUCUCUAAAGGGGAUCCAUAUAGGCAAAACUGCAUUUACUCUGGAGGCCUGCAGCUACGAGACUCUGAGCAAAAAAAUGCCCCAAAUGAGUAAUGUAUGCGGCACCUCUGCUGGGUCACUUUGGAAGAGUAUAUAUGCCUUAAAUAUUUAAUUUUUUUUUUUAUCGGUAGGGCCCUCUAGGAUGCAAAAUAGUAAUUCACGUCUGCUUCUGCACCCAGCAGGGUAACUUUGACUCUGUUUACGUGUGGUCUUUAAAUCAGAAUAAUAGCAGCACCCACCCAUUGUACAUGUCAAUGUUCCCUUAGACCCCCAAAGAGACUCCUUUUUAGAGGUAGAGGCUUAGAGGCAGGUCUGGUUUAAAGGGGAACUAUCCCGAAUAUGAAAAUGUAAUAUGUGCUUCAUCAAUCUGAAAUAUGAAACUUUCUGAACACAAUCAAUUAAAUA
Molecule: messenger RNA, 6281 nt
Organism: Xenopus laevis (African clawed frog)
Lineage: Eukaryota; Metazoa; Chordata; Amphibia; Anura; Pipidae
Gene: ppfia3.S
Product: liprin-alpha-3-like
Exons: 30
Coding region: 618-4256 (1212 amino acids)
Source: RefSeq, a predicted model, not a curated record